This is a messenger RNA of Brienomyrus brachyistius, 5091 nucleotides long. It is a transcript of the gene ripor1, whose product is annotated as RHO family interacting cell polarization regulator 1. Lineage: Eukaryota; Metazoa; Chordata; Actinopteri; Osteoglossiformes; Mormyridae. The transcript has 22 exons. The record is from RefSeq and is a predicted model, not a curated record. Bases 472 to 3672 code for a protein of 1066 amino acids.
CCCCCGCUGCCAUACUCGCUUCUAACCCCGGCGUCCGGAGCGGGGCUGCAGCGCGCGUGCUGACACGCGCUUGCUCGGCGGUCACUGGGGGCCCGCGGCUCGCUCCAGCUCCGCACCCGCGCCUGCUCCAUCCCCAAAGCACGGCGGAAUUCCUGGCACCCACUCCUCACUAUUCAUUUUCACCUCGAUCCAGCGCCGUCUCUUUUAAUCUUUUGUUCGGAGUGGAUUUUAGCAAAGACUUGGGGUUUCGCUUGCGGUCUCACACCCCCUUCUGCUGAAAGGGAGCCAGCGGGACAAAGUGACAUUAACGCGCCGGGACGCGUCUGGAUAUUUUGUUGCAGCGAAGAAGAGCACGAUUUCGCCAUUCUCCAUAAUUUAGACUGACCACAGGAUCAAGAUUAAGAAUUACAGCGGGUGGCAGGACGUCUUCCUAAACUGCAGAUAUGAAGCCCCUCCAGAGCUGUGUCCACCAUGUCCCUCACCAUGCGUCCAUCCCGGCGUCUGCUCAACAGGUCCAUCACUAGGAGCCAAUCCUUCGCUGGAGUCAACACCCAAGACAAGCCCUACAGAAAUCUCUCUGUCUUCAGCACCCCGGGGUGCGUGAGGAAGACGCCGUCACGAGGAAGCAGGAUGUUCACAUUAUCCACCAAGUCUCCGCCCCCCAAAGUCCCACAGCCUGAGCGGCUAGAUGAGGUCUACGAGGCUCUGAAGAGAGGCCUGCAGUCCUACCUCCAGGUUCAUCAGCUGGAGCUGGACGGUCUCAACCGGCAGAUGAGGGAGUCCAAGAGGAACUCGAGGCUGGGGUUCCUGUACGAGCUGGACAAGCAAGUGAAGGUGACCGAGAGGUUCAUGCGCAGGCUGGAGUUCCAUCUGAGCAAGAUCGACGAGCUGUACGAGGCCUACUGCAUGCGGCGCAGGCUGCGCGACGGAGCCAGCAAGAUGGUGAAGGCCUACACCGCUUCCUCGGGGAGCCGGGAGGCCCGUGAGAGCCUGUCAGAGGCCAGCAAAGGCUAUAAAGAAUAUACAGAGAACAUGUGCCUGAUGGAGAGUGAGCUGGAAAGCCAGCUGGGGGAGUUCCACCUCAAGAUGAAGGGUCUGGCUGGCUUUGCGCGCCUGUGUGCCGGAGACCAGUACGAGAUCUUCAUGAGAUACGGACGGCAGCGUUGGAAACUACGGGGCCGGAUCGAGCUGAACGGCAAGCAAGUGUGGGACAGCGAGGACAUGGUCUUUUUGCCCCUUAUAACAGAGUUCUUGUCGAUCAAGGUGACGGAGUUAAAGAGCCUGGCCAAUCACGUCGUGGUGGGAAAUGUGUCAUGCGAGACGAAGGACCUGUUUGCUGCUCUGCCCCAGAUGGUCGCCGUCGACAUCAACGACCUCGGGACCAUCAAGCUCAGUCUGGAAGUUGUGUGGAAUCCCUUCGACAAAGACGACCAGAGCUCCACAGUCAGCACAGUGAAUAAAGCUCCCUCGGUCAAUAAGCGCUUCUCCACCUACAACCAGAGUCCCCCGGACACCCCCUCGCUGCGAGAGCAGGCCUUCUAUAACAUGCUGCGAAGGCAAGAGGAGAUGGAAAAUGGCACCGCCUGGUCCAACUCCUCAGAGUCGUCCGACGACUCGUCCAGUCCUCAGCUCUCUGUCGGAACGCGCCACUCCCACAUGACUUUGGUGCAGCCUGAUCUGCAGGCUGCUGCACCUGCCAUCGAGAUCACGUUUGCGCCGCGGGACUCUGCCACCUCCACUCCGAGCCGGCCAGAUGCCAUCGCGGAGCGGGCCGAGGAGGCGGACGGGCAGCCGGACGGGGGGCGGGCCGUGCCCAACGGCCACGCCUGCUUCUCGCGCUCGCUCAGCCACAUCAGCGAGCACAGCGCCGACGGCACAAUCACGGACAGGCCGCCUGCAGACUCGGGCGAGUCCUCCUCCGAGGCCUCCGUUGUGUCCAUCGGUGACGUCUUCGCCGGGGAGUCUGUGUCCGCGGAAACCGGGGAGGUUAGCCGAGAUGGGGAUGCUCCUCAGCCGGGCACCGCCGAGCCCUCAUCCCCUGCCACCUCGGGGGCUUCCUCUGCCCUCCCACUUGGCACUGAGGGAACGCCGGCUGCCCCUGAGGAAGAGGAAAUGGAGGAGCAAGAGGAGAAAGAUCUGGGUGGUCUGCAUUCCUCACCAGCGUCACCCAAAGCAGGCGAGCCAACGCACCACAGUGCAGCCCCUGUCAAAGACUCUGAACGGACCGGAUCUCCAGCCCACGAGCAGAAGGUAGAACGGGCAGAAACAGCAGGAGACGGUGUAAAGAGGCACUCUGCCCAGCCCCCGGGGCAGGAGGCUCAGAAGCCAGGGGCAGACAGAAGCCUGGAGGAGGCGCUGAGCGCCGUCAUCUCCAGCCUGGAUGACUACAGGGGGCAGUUUCCUGAGCUUCAGGGCCUGGAGGAGGAGCUCAGGCACCUGGAGGACAUACUCUUGAGCCAGAACCGCAGCCGUUCAUCCAGUGUGAGCCUGACGGUCGAAAACGCCCUUGGCAGCUUCGACUUCCUCAACAACACUGACCUUGACGAUGAGGAGGACAACGUGGAAGAAGAAAGGGCCAAAAAUGACACCGAUGGCAGUGACACACAUGCAGAGAAGAGCACAGGGGACGAUGGAGAGUGUAACCGACGCUGCUGGGAGUCCCCAGCCAGCCCCAUCAGCUCUGGCUUUGACGCUCUCGAUCAGGCCCUGCUGGUCCACCUGAGGAAUUGCAGUGUCCAGCUACUGCGGCUGGGUACCUUUGGCCCGCUUCGCUGUGGCGAGAUGUAUGCCCUGGACUUUCUGCUGAGGGAAACCAGGGUGCUGGAGCUGAUCCGUCGGGUUGUGGAGGAUUCGUAUGGCCCGUAUGCCGAGCCGGAACAAGUGGUACCACAGAUACAGAACUGUGAAGGUGCUCUGUCUCUAUGGAGGCGAUGCAUAGAACGUGCCAGGGUCUACAGCACGUCUGUGGAGAACUUCCUGAAGGCGCUGGCCUGCAACUACACAGGCCAGUUGCCCGAGCGCAGCAGGGCCAUCUCCGACACAGUGUUCUUGAGACUGGCAGAGCGGAUCCUGGAGCGGAAGCUGUCCCGGCGUGGCGCUGGGGGGGCUCGGGAGGUUCUAACCAUCUUCCAGUUCUGGAAGUACCUGGACACCGAGGGUGCAAGUUCUUUACAGGUGCACGUUGUUGAGCUGGCAGAAGAGGUGUGGCUGGUGCACAGCCUGCAGUCCGGGGACCAGGACACCCUGCUGAAAGUGCUGAAGAGGCUGACAGACUCCAGUGUGAAGCGGGAGGUCCUGCACGCCGUCAGCCGGCUCCUCACUGACCCCCGGGGGAAGGUCUGCAGCGCAGCAAGCUCGCUGCUCCGCGGACUGGCCGAGCAUCCGCUGCAGCGUGAGCGGGCCCUGGUCAGCUGUUUGGAGCUCCUGGAAGAUGAGAUCUUGGAAACCAGAGUUGCCGGCUGCAAGGCCCUUGCGUGCCUCAAGGCCAAGGAGAGCAUCGAUCAGCUGGUCUACCUGUGUCGCACAGACAAGGAGGAGGUGCGGGAUGCAGCCAAGCAGGCCCUGCUGGUGCUGGGUGACGAGGGCAGACUAGCCUACCAGCACGUGGAGGACUCUGAAGGUGCCAUACCCCGUCUGUUUGCCCCGGGCAGCAUGGCCAGCACCGCCUUCUAGUGCCACGGGGAUGCCGGGACCACAGAAAGCGCUGUGCGUGCUGAGAGAGCCCAGAGCAGUGUGCUGCUGCUGCCUGCAUACGCCAGCGCACAGGCUGGCACAGGCUGGCACAGGGAACGUGACAGUGUUGUUUCCGUAGGGACCAUUUCACUCACCGUCUGUACAGACCCCCAGAGUGCAUCUGGGGAUGGCCAGGCCUAGAAUGGCAGAAGUGUCUUCCACAAUGACAUGGUUCUGUCUCAUACUGUUACUGGAGAUGACAUUGUAAAUAAGUACAAAGUAAUAAUGCUGUUGAUUCCUUACGAGCUGUGAAGAAGUGAAGCGGGAUUGUUUCACUGCCUUUAGCUGGGGUCUGUAGUAGCUACCCUCUGAAAUGAUAAGACCUGUCUGUCAAAGGCUGUACCAGGAGCUGUGCCCUCAAACUGUGGCAUGAAUGAUGAUUGGACAGCAGGAUGGACAGGCGGGGAAAACACCCACUCAGGGGAAAGGAGGGUGUGGCUCUCACCAUGGGAAAUGUGCAAAGAAUUCCUACUGAGUUUCCGAUUAAGGUGGUUAGCUUCAAGGAAGCAUAGUAGCUAUUGGAGUUUCAGGAGGAUUUGCUUGUUCAGGAUGACAAAAUGACAUUAAUGUUGAAUUCUGGUCUUCCUAAUUACACAGGGAGUUUGUUUCACCAAUUAGCCACAUAAAUAAAAUAAUCAGUGCCAUAAUUUAUCAUAUUUACUUUUAACAAUAUACAUAUGUAUUUCACAUAAGGUGUACACAUUUUACCUUUUCAUGUUGUAAUUUAGCAAUAUUUCAAAUUUACACAAUUAAAAGCAGAUCGUUAUUUGGUGCUGACAUCAAUUACCCAUAAUGCAUUUCUUCAGUCUUGUGGCAGUGGCUAAUCAACUGAAUACUGUUUCUGCUAUAAAGAUAGGAGACAAUCUAUUCCCAGUUUUCAUGAGUGACAGACUCCACACUUGUGGACUGAUAGCUGCUUGUCUGGUUCCCUUGGAAACCAAUGGGCGACCCAUGGCCCGUAACUGUUGUGAUGUCAGUGUGGCUCCAGUAGAGGGGGCCUAUUCACAGCGCUGUUAUAAGACAAACUGGCUGUGUUGUAGAGCCAGAAAGGCAUUGAACAUACCUGGAUGGACAUUUUAGGCAAUUUUGAAAUUAUACAGUCUUCUAUCUAUAAGUGCCUGAAGUAACAAUAACGAGUGAAAAAAUAUUACAACAGACAUUUUAUUUAAUAAAGACUUUUGAGUCACAGUAGAACGAGGGAAAACUACUGGAAGAAUUAAAAUGUUUCAUUUUCUAAAUGAUUUACAGAUUGUGCAGCAUAGAAGACAAAUAAUAUACUUUUUUUCUAUAAAAUGUAUAUUGACAAAGAUAUUGCCUGAUAAAUGUAACAGGAUUAUUAUUACAAAAUGUUGCAACAAA